This is a messenger RNA of Geodia barretti, 6819 nucleotides long. The record is from the annotation of a GenBank genome assembly. Lineage: Eukaryota; Metazoa; Porifera; Demospongiae; Tetractinellida; Geodiidae.
AGUCGUCGUCGCUUCACGAACCCACCCCAGACUCAGUAUAUGCAUGCUCUCUAACCAUGUCCAAGGGGAAAAAGGCCAGUAAAACAACUCCAGAAGCAGUCGGCUGGGACGAAGGGUUGAUAAGCGCUGCAGUGCAAGAGGAUGACUGGAGGGCGUGUCUGGUGUUCGUGAGCCCGAAAUCUCCGGACGAUGAACCCCACGUCCGAGCUCUUGCUGGUGCAGUCGACGCAGGCACGCGGAGAAGGUUCACCGUCGUUGAUAAGACUACACUACUCCAGUCGGCAGCAGAAGAUACCAAAUUGGCUCAGUCAGUUGCUGGUGGAGGAGGCAAGAAGAGCAAGGUUGGAGCUGCUCCUCCUGCUCAGAGACCCAUGUUUGUUGAGGUGUGUGAGCAGGUGGUGGAUGCAAUGAAGUCCAGCGAUCCCUUGCCCCCCUCGUUGCUGGCCAAGAUGAUCAAAUACAAAGUCCUCCGCGAAAAGGCAGCCCAUCGUUCAGCCAUCGCCCAGAAGGAGGCUGAGGAGGCAGCAAAGGUACAGGCUGCCAAGAAGGGAGGAGAGGGGAAAGGAGGGAAAGGGGGAGGGAGAGGGAGCAAGGCAGCGGGGAAGAAGAGGUAAAGAGACACCAGCUGUGGACGCAGACCCAGCUAUUCCUCUGCCAGAGAAACCGCCAGUCUCAAUGAAGAAGAGAGGGGAGGAGGACACUGACUCAAAGUACAUUGAUGAUGAGCCGGCUGAUGGGCCCACUUGCUACAUCGUAAUGAUAGGAUUCUCCUCAAUUGAUCUCCUUGAGCAGUUGUCACCCAUUGGACUCACAGCUCAUGUCCUGAUCAACAUCAACGGUGGAUCAGCACCACUGCCAACUGAUGAAGAAGAAGAGGGAGAGGGAGAGAGAGAGAGGGAGCGAGAGAGGCAGGAGUGCAACCUGGCCCAGUUCUGGGGGAGACUGGGGGAGUGUGUGCAGGCCACUAGCAAUGGUCACAUGCUGAGAGACAUGGCCCAGGUCAACCUGAGACUGCCACAGCCUCUGGUGCCUCCUGAACAUGGUGAAGAAAAGGAGCUGUAUGGCCAGUCUCUGUUUGACGCCGUGUCUCGGAGUGUGUAUCGUGUGCUGGAGCAGCGAGAGCAGUAUCACCACUACCUCAACUACCUGAGGCUGAGGCAACUCUCCCUGCCAGCCUGUGGGGGAGAGCGGUGGGGGCCUAGUCUCUCCACAGAUCUCAGCUCCAAUAGCCUCCCCAUACAACUUAGUAGCGUAAUGGGUGAAGAGCCACACAAGGUGGACCUCAGGCUCUACAAUGAAUUGCUCAGUUCGGUUCCUCCAGAGAGCACAACCGUCCCUCUCAUGCUUCACUGUAUGCUGGAACAGUUGUGUGCAACCCUGAACCCUGAAGCGAGCCAGACGCACACCGCUCCAGCUCUGACCGUGCACAGCGACGUCCUGGCCGAGAUUAGCGACUUCAUAUCAGGGCUUUGCAUCCCCACCACUGAAAAGAAAGCUCUCCUCCCCAAAGAGAAACAAGAAGAAGCCUCUGACUUGGUGUCCCAGAGAAGCACAGUUACCAUAGAGCACUGGAACACUAUGGGGCAGAGGAGUCGCAACCUCUCAGACUCCAAACUAGUCUCGGGCCAGACUAACACAAACAGCAGAGCUCUACUGCAGAGGGUUCUCGCUCCUCCACGGACCAACACGGACGAGAGGGACGCUCACCUGGCCAUGCUGAAUGCAGUCCAGCACCACUGCACUCUGGCCAGCAUGUCAGAACAACUCCUCAACCACUGUCUCCUCACACUCUCACUGGAACAUGUCUCUUUGCCAUCUGCCACCUCCCUCCCACACCUCUCAAACUCUCCUCCUCCUCCUCUACUCUUUGACUAUCCUCUCAAUAUCCCUCUCAAGGACAGCAGAGUCCAAGCAUCCGGGGCUCUUGUUCCGUACAGGAGAGCCACUGUGGGAGACAGUCGGGAGCAGGAUGAUCGUCACGAGCUCAAUCUUCCACCUGCCCACCACCCAUCGCUGACCGAGUUUUCCGUCUGCGAACCCAUGAGUAGAGAUUCCCUGCUGCAGCACCUCCAGUCGCUCUGCACCACUCACCCGUACCUCUCUGUGUUCACCCACAGUUUGAGCGGGUCGACUGUCGCGGUCGCUAGCUCAGGGUUUGACGGACAACCGCUCCAGGCUUACACGUGGCAGUCGCUGGCCCAUUCACGAGUGGGAUUCAACAACUACCUCCAGUAUGUGGCCGAGCAGUGUGGAGGAGAAGUUGACAGAGCUGUGGAGGAGGACCAGGAGAGGAGGGAGGCUUUUGAAAUCGAGCGACAGAAACUGGUCGAGGCCAGGGAGAAGGCACUCGAGCAGCAGUCAUCAGAAAAGCAAGCCGAGAUGGAAGCAGUGAAGGAUAGUGCAAAGGGGGGCAAGAAAAGCUCGACUUCAAGCGCCAAAAAGACGCCAAACGGCAAGAGGAGCAAGGCAGACGUAACGUGUCCCACUCCGGAGCCUGACAAGGCACCUGAUAGGGAAGUCAACGUCCCCGAGUUUGAAGAGAGAAAACUCUACGAGGCUUACGACGUGGGAGACCGAGUCCUCCUGAAAAGGGGUACGGUUUCGGUGUGCAGUUUCUCGGUGAUGGCUCUCAGGUUAUCACAGAAAACACAGAGAACCUCGGGCAAGAGAGGAUAGUCACAGUGUCAGCAGUGAGCAAUGGACACAGCAUCACAUGCUCCAUGACCAAAGAAGAUCUCAACAACAGUAGCUCAAAGAUAGAAGAAAGCGAGGAAAAAGAAAACCAGGAAGCAGGCACUGGAACAGAAGGUGGCGACCAGCUUCCUACAGCGCGUGUUGUUGCAGGUAUCCCCCAACCACCUCUCGGAGUAAAGUUCUCCUCGAUAACUGCCCAGUUCCGAGACAGUCUGCGCGUCUCCCUCAGCCAGUUUGGUCCCGCAGGAAACGGAGAGCUCCCGUUCCAGCCAGUGAAACCGGAGAUUCUCCUCGAGACUGUCACAACGGACGGUGCAUCAUCCUCCUCAGAGUCUCGGCCGCAGUCUCAACAGACUCUGCAGAAGAUGGGCAAGAAACAGAUGGAGCAGUUACUGGAGCAGCAGCGGCAGCUGGAGGAGCAGAAGAAGAGGGAGAGGGCCGAGGCGCAGGCAGACUUUGACGCCCGGUGUUCAGCUCUUCAGAGGCAGAACAAGUACCAGCAGCUCUUUGCCAGCACACCAUACGGACUCCAUGUACGUCUUCAAGUCGACGUGGAUCUCGAGGCCGACCCUGAGACCACAGACGGGAGCGACGGUAGGAUCGUGGUGAGUCAGAGCUACCCCGCGCAGGGCCCUCGGCGAAACAUCCCUAGUCUCUCUCUCGCCACACGGGAUGAGGUGGAGAGAUACUGCCUCCCCGACGGAUCGGUACUCUGCUUCCUGAGAGAUGGAUCUGUAUCCGUCCUCUGUCCCGAUGGACAUGUCUACCACACUGCAACUCAGUCUCUGAGUAAUCUCUAUCAACAAAACGACUCCAGUGGAGCGACAGACUCACACAAAGAGGAAGACCAGAGAAACGAAGAGAACUCGACGCAACACACUUACUCCGACACAAAGGUCACCUUUGCCGACCAUCUGAUGGACAGGGUCGGGAGCAAGGAGAGGAAGAAGCUCUCUCAGAUGGUGUGGGUGGUCACAACUCCUUCCGGCCAGCGAUACCUGUGGAGAUGUCCAACACCUGCUAAACCCACCCACCAAACUCAAGAUAAGGGAGAGAGUGAGGCAGCUCCUGCUUUGGGCGAGGCUGACACUGAUCCUGAUGGGGCCUCUAACACAAUAACACAACAACAACAGCAAGAAAAGCAGGGAGGAAAAAUCGUGCCUCUGCCUGAAGCGCAGUUAGUGUCAGCUACCGAUCCAGUCACAAAACAAGUACUGAUCACUCGUGAAGACAACGUGACGCUGUUGGAGUAUCCAGAUGGGUCGUUUGUAGCCGAGCAUGCCGACGGUACCAGAAUCACCACGGCGACAGCCCAGGAGUCUGACUCCACCCUCCCCUACGAGAUACUGAUAGAGUGCCCUGGGUUCGCGAGGGUCACACACACGGCAACCAAACAGUCCCUUGUUGAGUUCCCCGACGGUUCAACAGUGGUUGGCUCCACCAAUGGGAAAUACACUGUGGGGAACAAAGCGCAGUACAAACUGGAGGUGGAGCCCGGUGGAGAGGCCCGCUGUUGUCUCCAGCCAGCUGACUCCACUGCCUACAGCUUCACCCUGGACCACACCGGUACUGGAAACAUCCUCAUUGCCAAAGCCAAGAAGUCUAAAGUCAAGUUUUCCGUGGACAGAGAUGGAGUUCCUUCUGUCUCGGGGAGUGGGGCGAUCUCCCUUCACCCUGCGUUUUCACCUCGUUAUUUCGUGGUCCCAUCCACUGGUAGUCCGUACCAGGUUCUGAGCAAGAGUGAGGCUGACUCCUACCUCUCUGAAAUGGAAUCCCAACCUGAUACCACGAUUAUCAAGGGAGAGGCAGUACCCGGAUUUGAGGGGACAACCAUCGCCGUAAUGACAAACCUGAAAGAGGAAAACCCUGCAAUAAUGCCCUACAAGAAUGGUAGUAUUGUCCCCGAGAAUCUCUCCCUUGCUUUUCCUCCAGUUAACGGCCAGAAAAGGGCAACCAAAGACAGGAAAAGAUUUGGUGUUGGGGUGGGUAAAUCCCUGCACAUCCUACCAAUUACCCAUGCGAAGGAGGUGGAGGUGAAAGAAACCGAGGCUCCCAAGGCUCUCCGUUGCCGUCAGUUUGUAAUUCUCGAUCAGUUCAACGAGACGUCACGUGAUCAAGUCUGCAAGGAUCUUGCCAGCUACAUUUCCUGGAGAGAGCAGCAGGAGGCCAGAGAGGACGACCUGCUACCAGUGGAUCCCAGAGACCCCUCUGAGAUCAGGGCUGCACAACAGCUCAAGUCACGGUGGCUCAAUAAGACAACUGGCAACGUUCUGAGUUCAGCUCUUCUUCAUGUCCAGCAGUCGAGUGACCCAACAAGUGAUGGUAGACAGAAGGAACAAGGUGAAAACUCGACUAAAUUCCUGAAUGGUAUCAGAUGCGACCUGGAAGAGGCAGAGCGAAACAGAAUUGCCUUGCGCAACCACACAGUUCCACAGUACUUUGAUUCUGACAGUGGGCGGGAAUUUCUCCGCUCACAGUCACCUGACAUGACUGCACUGGCAAAGCAGCUCGCUCAGCCAAGGGUGCGACAGGCACACCAUCCUCCAAACGACCCCUCCCACUCUUCCACUCCUUCCUCACUCCAAUCCACGUCGAUCAUACUCCAACCGGAUGGUGGGGUAGACUCACCCUUACUCCAACAAGGUGAGGUAGAGUCCCCCGACAUGGGGGAUAUCGACACGGCCUCGGUGAGCUCUACGAGCAAGCUCCGCCCCACCCACCCCACCCCAGACCACGCCCGGGGGCUCUGUACUCCGACAGACGUGAGACCAAGCAACCCCACCCCGUUUGGUGCCGAUAGACAGACACACUCACCUGCACCCUCCCUCAUCUCCAACACUCCUGGGGCCACCCCUCAGAAGAUGGUUGGAGGGGUAGUAGUAGAUGAGCAACAGGGAGAGAGAAGCGUAUCGUUCAUCUUGCCCCCACGAAGACCCAGUCUCAUUGUGGGAGAGAACUCUCCCGAUCACCCUGAGCUCCAGAGAGGAUCAAAACCACACAAUACGGUUGAAGACGCCACUCGUAGGAAGGUUAGAACCUGCUCAACGAUGGGGGUUGGAAGUGGAGUGGUGAGGGGACUGGAGGCUACGCCACAGAGCCUGGACUUUGGGACCAUACAAGAAGGCCGCUCGUAUGCCAGGUCUCUGGUGCUCAAGAACGUUGGGAUUGACCCGUGUCGAUUCAGGAUCAAGCAACCUCCACCUUCAACCGGCAUUAGAGUUAUCUACACUCCUGGACCCGUGGCGGCAGGGAUGACGAGAAAGUGUGAAGUGGAGCUGUUUGCCAUUGCAGUGGGGUUAGUGGGCAGGAGUGGGACUGGGCAAGUGAGCCACUCACUGGAGGUGGUCUCAGAGACCAACACCCUCCACGUCCCCAUACUGGCAGAUAUCCCCUCCAGCUGAAUUUCUAACACUUAACAGUCCACUUUGUACAUUGCACCACCAAAGCUUCAUAGACCAAAGAAUGCAGCGUCCAAUUUUCACUACUAGAGUGCACGUGCAACCAUAAACCCAUGCAAGAUUGCUAGCUAGAAGGUUUAGUAAUGAAGUACACUUUUUUCCAAUGAACACUACAUUAUAUGUGGAGCCUCAGAUAAGGGACUCUCCGAGAUAGGGAGAGAUUACCUCUCUACAAAGGGCACUUGUUUCAACCCCAUGAUAAUACUCUAGUGACCUCAGAUAUAGGGAUGACCUCACAAUAAAGGACAAAUUAAUCACUGGCCCUAUAGUGUCCCUUGUUGAGAGGUUCCGCUGUAGCUAUUCUAGUAGCUAUCAGAAGCUGAACAUUGGUAGCACAUAAGGUUAAUCCCCAGUGAAUAGCUCCCCAAUAUCUAACUGGUUUAUAGUGGCCUUGACUCUCGGUGCACCAGUACUAACAGCCUCAGAGGACAGGCAUAACUCCCUGGCUCCAGCCGAGGGAGUGCGCCAGAUCCAAAGACCAUCGUCUUCCAGAGAAGACUACACUCGACCCAGAGCCAUUGGAACCAAAUGAACCCUUAGACUGACACUCAUCAUUAUACUGAAAUUACAUAUCUACGUAUUAUGCAAACUCGCACACUUUCUCUGCGUGACAGGUAAUUAGUUGUUUACGGACGACCGCAUACCGCGGCAGUGAUGAUUGCUUUUU